AUGUCUACUUUCAGCGGCGACGAAACUGCUCCCUUCUUCGGCUUCCUUGGCGCUGCUGCUGCCCUCGUCUUCUCAUGUAUGGGAGCGGCAUAUGGAACCGCUAAGAGUGGAGUUGGUGUGGCGUCGAUGGGAGUGAUGAGGCCUGAGUUGGUGAUGAAAUCGAUUGUUCCAGUUGUCAUGGCUGGUGUUUUGGGUAUUUAUGGGUUGAUUAUUGCCGUUAUUAUAAGUACUGGAAUUAACCCAAAGGCCAAGUCUUAUUACCUUUUCGAUGGGUAUGCACAUCUGUCGUCUGGUCUUGCUUGUGGCCUUGCUGGGCUUUCUGCUGGAAUGGCCAUUGGAAUUGUUGGUGAUGCUGGUGUCAGAGCUAAUGCUCAACAGCCUAAACUUUUUGUUGGAAUGAUCCUUAUCCUCAUCUUUGCUGAAGCGUUGGCUCUGUAUGGUCUUAUUGUUGGCAUAAUCUUGUCUUCCCGUGCUGGCCAGUCCAGGGCAGAAUAA
Messenger RNA from Dovyalis caffra, 495 nucleotides. The record is from the annotation of a GenBank genome assembly. Lineage: Eukaryota; Viridiplantae; Streptophyta; Magnoliopsida; Malpighiales; Salicaceae.